This is a messenger RNA of Linum tenue, 1035 nucleotides long. The record is from the annotation of a GenBank genome assembly. NCBI's taxonomy places the organism in Eukaryota, Viridiplantae, Streptophyta, Magnoliopsida, Malpighiales, Linaceae.
AUGGAGUCCAUCUAUGGAGAAAAUGUCAUCAUUCGGGACAGGCAGAGAGGCUUGAGAACUUUCCAGAUUCGUGAUGAACUUACCAUAACCACGAAACUUUGUACGACGAGUAAUAAGCUGGAGAUGGCAAGCACGAGUUCCAUAGACGAAUUCUCAUAUUCGUUCGGGGUCCAGUUUCUUCCGCCAAUCAUGUUGACCUGCUCAUUCCCUGCAUCAUACCCAAGCCACAAACCUCCACGGCAAGAAAUUAUGUACCAAUGGAUCGACUGGCUUCAAAGCUCUUCACUUUCUCACCUUGGCAUCCAUCAACAGAUCAUACUCGAAAGCAUCUCCCCCGAUUCCGACAUUCCUUUGUUGAUGAGGUAUAAUGACGAGCAGGUCCGGGAGAGUUUCCUCAACAACUUGCAUGAGUGCUGCAUUUGUUUCUCUGAGCACCCAGGCAUUGACUUUGUCAGGCUACCAUGUCAGCAUUUCUUCUGUCGGAGCUGCAUCGGGACUUACUCCGAUUUGCACGUUUCAGAAGGCACCGUGAAUAAACUCCUCUGUCCUGAGUCAAAAUGUGGGGGGAUGAUACCACCUAGUACAUUGAAACAUUUGCUCGGCGAUGAUAAAUAUGUUCGCUACGAGUCUCUCAUGCUGCAUAAGACGCUGGAUUGUAUGUCGGAUGCUGUGUAUUGCCCGAGAUGUGAAUUCGUCUGCAUUGAAGAUGAGGACCACUUUGCUCAGUGUUCCAAGUGUUUCUUUAGCUUUUGCUCUCUCUGCAAGAGUGCACGCCAUUCUGCUUCUCGAAUCACGGGGGCUCAGAGGCGGCUGGAGCUGGAAAAUAAGAUCAACGACAUCAUAAGGGAGCUGGAAAAUAAGAUCAACGAAAUCAUGAGCGAGAUGGAGGUGGCUCGUGUUUGCAAGAUUUGCCCACAUUGCAAAAUGGCGAUCUCGAAAAUCGAUGGCUGCAACAAGAUGGUCUGCGGGAGCUUUGGGAAGUACUUCUGUUACCUAUGUAACAAACCCAUUAACGGAUAUGAACACUUCAGGUAA